Bactrocera oleae (olive fruit fly) is the source of this 5125-nucleotide messenger RNA. Its product is annotated as protein bric-a-brac 2. Lineage: Eukaryota; Metazoa; Arthropoda; Insecta; Diptera; Tephritidae. Gene Ontology annotation, cellular component: nucleus. Gene Ontology annotation, biological process: regulation of transcription by RNA polymerase II. The record is from RefSeq and is a predicted model, not a curated record. Gene Ontology annotation, molecular function: protein binding.
UUGCAUCAUUUAUUUAUAUAAUUUCCUAUUUAUUCCUUUUUAAUGUUUUACGAUAAUGUCAUGAUUUUUAUUAAAUUUGUGUAUUAAAUAAUAUUAUAGAUUAUUUUGUUCUUACGCUUCUAAUUUUCAGAGAGAGAGAGGCCUAUUUGAAAUAGGAAUAUGGUAAGCCUUCGUAGUUCUAGUGUUAAUAACUUUCUACCAGCUCACAAUUAGAUACGAUUUUGGUUAAUCGAUACAACAACUACAACAAUAAGGUACACAAGACGGUCCGAUUAAUUAGGCAAAUAUAUAUGUAUAUAUCCCUGACAAGGACUGUUUUUCAGCAGUGUUCUGUUGUAAUAACAAUAUGGAGGUUUAAUAAUUUACAGUUUUUUAUUUUACUAUUUAAAAAUUGUUAUUGAUUUCUGUAGCUUGCUUCGCAUACGCAUAAAUACUUAUAUGCCAUAGUAUAUAACUACAUACGCAAAAAUACAUCAUUAUUGUUUUUAUAGUUGCUGCCGCCACUGCGGAUUUUAGCGUCUCCCUUUUGUGGUUGUUGCAAGUCUUUAUAUAUUGUUCUUGUUUUUUUUUUUUAUAACUUCUCUCUCAUUGCCUUUCACGAGCGCAAGAUAUGAUACAAAAAAAAUUAUUUAAAUUUUUUCUCAAGCAAAUUUACUUGCUAUCUCUUUCGUUUUUUGUGACGCUGACCUCUGCUGCACAAAAUGCAUAUGCACAGCUACCAGAUACAUAUUUAUUGUAUAUAUUUUUAAGUAGCUUGUUUGCCCGCUACUUUGUAUAAAAUUAUUAUUUUUCCUUGUACGCCAUAUUGUAGUUUUAUUUAUGUCUUCUCUACGCAUGCAAUGUUGUUUAACCACCAUUAAACAUUUUGCCAUUCUACGCGCUCUCCUCCUUGGAAUAUUAAACAUAAUACAUAUGCGCGCGCUCUCACCACGCUAUUAUACGGCUUGCUUUUCAAUUUGUUAUACUCGAUCCUGCUGCAUGUACACAAUAUUGUUUCUUGUCUUAUUUUUUUUUUAUAAAAUUGUAUUUGUUAAUGUUCCUUGGUGUCUCUCAGCUUGUCAGCAAUGUCUCGGUUAUGUUGCCACAUGUGUGCCGCGCCUGUUCUAUGCUUGGUAGCUGGUUAACAGGCAGGCGGUGGCGGUUUGUCUGCCUGCUCUCCUUUUUAUUUUUCCUUAAAAUAUUAUUUUAUUUUUGUUGUUUCCGCUUUUUGCUGUUGAGAAAUGCUAAAGUACAGUGUUCGAAAUUUUGCGCUACACUUUAGUAAUUGUAGUUGUUAUUGUUGUUAUAAUUGCUGUUGCCAUUCUGCUUUACAUUCUCUGGUUAAACUUCUGCUUGUAUGUAGUUGUUUGUUGCUGCUGCUACUUUUAUUUUAUUACUUUUUCGAUUUCAGUAUUUCUUUGUCAUUUGGCCUUUUCUGUUAAAUGCAAAAAAGGAAUUCGCUACUCGCGCACAGAUAAAUUUGCUGCAGAAAAUUUAUGUCUUAAGAAUGUGAAAAAUAAGAAAUUUUCUUUCAAAACGUAUUGCGGCUCCUUCAAAUAAACUAUGAAGGGGUAACUCUCUGUCGUCGCUUAGAACUAUUAGCGCUUCCCUAAGACUCCGUAAAGAGUUUAGACUUCCCUACAAUCAAAAAACACGACAGUUCUAAUUGAAAAGUGCUAGGACGAAUAUAUAUACAUAUACGACGAGUUUUAAGUGAAAACGUCAAUUUCUCACGGCAACAGCAUUAUUUUACCUCGAGCUAACGAAAGCCUGUACCUGAAUCUGAACGCCCGGUUUACCUACCAACGGCAACGCCACAAUGAACGCGUCUCAGCGUCAGGAGUUUUGUGUGCGCUGGAACAGCCAUUUGGGUAGUAUCGGCGCCGCAUUUCCUCAACUUUUAGCCGGUCAGCGUUUUGUUGACGUGACCUUGGCCUGUGAGGGACAUCAAGUGCAUUGUCAUCGCCUUGUUUUGGCCGCAUGUUCAUCGUAUUUUGAUAGCAUUUUGGCUGAAAAUCCUUGCAAACAUCCAGUCAUCAUAUUGCCCAGUGAAAUCAAGUUGUGGGAGAUCCAGGCGCUAGUCGACUUUAUGUACAAAGGUGAGGUGAAUGUCACACAAGCCGGUUUACCGCAACUACUGCGCUGUGCCGAACAGUUGCGCAUACGCGGUCUCUAUGGCUCUGAUGCCGCAUUGAAUUUGAAUCAAUUGAAAGCGCUUACGAAUAAAGCGGCUGCGGCUGCUGUUGCCGCAACGCAACAACAACAUGCGGAUGGCAUUGAGACGGACACGGAUACCGCUACCAAUUCGACGACAACAACAACAGCGACAGCGGCAAGUGCAUUGCAACAGUUGCAUGCGGGUGGCGGCAUGGCAGCGGCUAUGAUGGCGCAAGAGCUGCAACAGCAACAGCAGCAGCAACAACAAAAGUAUCAGCAACAACAGACAUUUAUGAUUAAGAAGGAGCCCAUUCAACAGGAUAUGGAACAUGAACAACAAAUGGAACAGUUGCAGCAACAGCAAUUGCUACAACAUCAACAGCAAAGUAACGGCACUAUCGCGCAUAACGCCUUGCAGCAAAAUCACCUACAACACCAGCAACAGCUCGUACAUCAGCAACAGCUAUUGGCACAACAACAACAACAGCAACAACAACGCGUGCCGCAAGCAACAUUGGCACAUGUGGCCAACGCCGCCGCAGCCAUGGCCGCCGCUAGCGCAACGACAAAUUCGAAUGCCAACAGCGAGGAUGACGAUUCGGGCGAUGAUUCCAAUUCCAAUCAGGCCUAUGAAGAUCAGAAUAAAUAUAGAAUGCAGCAAAAAGUGGCUGCCAAUAAUAUGAAAACGACACAAGCGGCCGCCGCUGCUGGCGCACAUCUGGACUCCACCAUAGAAGAUGAUCAUAACUACGUGGCCGCGCAUGAUGAGGAUAGUAGCUAUUGCGCUAGCGCAGACACUGAACACGACAGCUCAGCCAAUGCAUCAUUACUCAGCAUGCUGGCGGCGCAAGCGAAUAGCGGCGCUGCUAAUACCGGUGAAAUAGCCGGUUCGCUGAAACGUGUACGCCGCUCCGAGGCAUCACUGGCACAAGCAGCAAAGUGCGUUUCAAAAGGACAAACCUUCCAAACGGUCAGCAACAUGUUCAACAUACCAGUAUCAACAAUACGCUUCUUCAUGGCGCGCAAAGGUAUAUUGCCACGUCGUAAGCGCGGACGUGGCGCCUCAUCAGCGGUGAAUAGCGUGAGCGCCGCUAGUGGUGGCUUGAUGACAGCCACGGCGGCAGCAACUAUGGCACAAGCGUUAUCGCAAAUGAAGCGUGCCGAAAGUCCGAGUGGCUUUCCGGCGCAUCAGUUGGUGAGCGGUGCCGGUGUUGGCGGCAAGGCACACAUCUAAUUCAAACACAGCAACGAAGACAUGUUAAACUUGUAAAGUUUAGCAGUAAGCGUUCAAAAGCUCUCAACGGUUACGAGUGAGAUAUACAACUACAACUACACGUACACUUAAGCGUCGUACGGCGAAAAAACACAGUAAAAAUACUCUUAAGCUAUUGAUGUAUGUAUAAGAAAAUAUACCGCAAACGCCAAUUUACUUAAGUAAUUAUAUGGUAUACAUUAAUAUUGAAUUAUUUUUAAAAUUUUAUUAUUCUUAAAGUUCAAUUUUACGUAAAUCAUUCUUGUGUGUGCACACAUAAGCAAGUUACGAUGUACAAAGUAUUAUUUUAGUUUGCUACAUUCAUAAGUAGCGGCAGCUAUAUGCAAUUUACAUAUAUAUUUUUCUAAACGUCAAAUUGUCAUACGCAGUUUAAAUGUUCGUAUUUGUUGUGCUGCGCGCAAAAGGUUUUAUUUUUAUGCACAUCGCAUUUAUAUUUAAGGUUUUUAUAUAUUUUAAAAUGUGUUAAAAGCAGCUGUAUCAUAUUUUACGUGAAACUUUUGACAAACGACAAAACAUUGCGCUUGUGUGCAAAUUCGAUUUUUAAUUUUGUAAUAUUUACAAUAUUCAAUUAAUUUUUAAUACACGAACAUUUUCCAUUUCAAACAAAAUGCCAAGUAUGCAUUUGUUACAAAAAAAUGCUUCAAAACAAUUAAUUUUUUAGUUGUGGUUUUUUUCACAUUCAGUCAUUGUGAAUAUGCUUUCGUGCUGUAAAUAUUUAUAUUUAGUAGUAAGUUCAUAAUUUUAAUGCACAAAAGUAAAACGUUUGCAUUUUUAAUUUAGUACUACUUAAAGCUAGUUGACUAUAGUAUUAAGUUAAUAGUUUUAAGCUUCAACUAAAUUACUGUUGACGAAGCGUUCAGUGUGUUAGUGCUAAAAAAAACUUUUUUUUUACUUUUAAUACAAAUUUCUGCAAUAACUCAUUUAUAAAUAAAUAAAAAAACAAAUAGGAAAAUUUUAAAAUAAUAAAUAUUUUAUAAUAACUAACUUUUUUUUUAUAUAUUUUUUUUUUAUUUAUUACUGAUUUUCGAUUUUCUUUUUUUAAUUUACAAAAAAUUAUUUGUGCAAAUCCAUUAGCUUCCACUAGCACAUGUACGCUUCAUAACGGUUAGCUAUCAUAUGCUUCAGUUCCAUGGGUUUCCUAUAUUAAGUAUGUAAACUUAUAUUUACAAAUACAAAUGUGUAUAACAUUAUAUUUAUAUAUAAAAUAAAAGUAAAAAAAUGUCUGCGCGAUAAUCUCUAUACAAAGAACACAAUGAGUGGUAGAGUAAGCACUAACAUAAAAAACAUGCAAAAAAUUACAUUGAAAAAAAAUUAAACGAAUCAAUUAAGUUUAAUCGAAAAUUUGACGAAGCAUGAAUUCAUACAACCUCAAAAAAAUAUCUUAAAUUGUUGUUGCUUUCAAUGAAAACCAGAAACUAGAUGACCAGUCGGUAUUCAAUGUUUUCGAAGAGCAUUUGAACAUUUAAUAGUGAUUUGCUAAUACGAUUUCAAAUACAUGCAACUUUCAUGUGCUUUUUUUGUAUAUUUUUAAAUAAGCUAACAAUCAUUAUACGUAAGUUUUAAAUACUCCAAAUAAUAAGUAGUAUUAUUUUCCAUAGUACCACGUAAACGAAAGUAAUCAAUUCAGCGUGGUUCAGUAUUAGAAUUAAGGCUAUGUAUUAAGUGUGGAACUUUAGAAUUAGUUGAAAAAAUAUACAUUUUCGAAAAUUUAAAGCA